Molecule: messenger RNA, 1552 nt
Organism: Anolis carolinensis (green anole)
Lineage: Eukaryota; Metazoa; Chordata; Lepidosauria; Squamata; Anolidae
Gene: sugt1
Product: SGT1 homolog, MIS12 kinetochore complex assembly cochaperone
Exons: 13
Coding region: 120-1109 (329 amino acids)
Molecular function (GO): protein-folding chaperone binding
Source: RefSeq, a predicted model, not a curated record
GAGGACUCUUGGUGACGUAAAAAGGCCGCGCCGGCGCUGUCUUUUCCAACGUCACACGGCGUGCGCGACAGCGGAAAGAAACAAAAUCUUCGCGCUCUAGAAGUUUCCUCGGUGGGGCCAUGAUGGCGGAGGCGGAGGGGAUGACAGCCGCGCGGCUGACGGAGUGCGACGUCGAGAAGGACCCCGCGGGCGCCGUGCAGAAGCUGACAGCAGCCAUAGAACUGAAGCCAGAUGAUGCAGAGUAUUAUUGUCAAAGAGCUUAUGCGUACAUUCUUCUACAAAAUUAUCAUGAUGCCAUUUCAGAUGCGAAGAGGACACUGUCUCUUGAUCCCAAUAAUGCUAAAGCCUUGCUCAGACAAGGGAUUGGUGAAUAUCAUAUGAAAAACUACAUAUCAGCACUGAAGUCUCUAAAUGAGGGACAAAAACUGGAUGGUGCUGAUACAGAUUUUACUAUUUGGAUUAAAAGAUGUGAAGAAGCCUCCAACACAGGAUCACAUUCUGAAGUGCAGUCACAGCCAACUAAGCUCAAAUAUGACUGGUACCAAACAGAAUCUCAUGUAAUUGUGACUAUUAUGAUCAAGAAUGUCAAGAAGGAUGAAGUCAACAUAAAGUUCUUAGAGAGAGAGCUAAAUGCUUUGGUGAAGCUUUCUUCAGAGGAAGAGUGCAGCUUAAAUCUCCAUCUUCUUCAUCCCAUAAUUCCAGAACAGAGUUCAUUCAAAGUUCUUUCAACUAAGAUUGAAAUAAAGAUGAAGAAACCAGAAGCUAUACGAUGGGAAAAACUGGAAGGACAUGAAGAUUCUCCUAAAGUAAAACAAUUUACACCAGAAUCCAUGCUUCUCUACCCAUCUUCCUCUCAUUAUACAAGGAACUGGGACAAAUUGGUGGUAGAACUCAAAGAAGAGGAAAAGAGUGAAAAGUUGGAGGGUGAUGCUGCUUUAAACAAACUUUUCCAGCAGAUUUACUCAGAUGGUACAGAUGAAGUGAAACGUGCCAUGAACAAAUCUUUUAUGGAGUCUGGUGGGACAGUUCUGAGCACAAACUGGUCUGACGUUGGUAAAAGGAAAGUCGAAGUCAAUCCUCCAGAUGACAUGGAAUGGAAAAAAUACUAACUUAUUUGUGUGCCAUUCUGUGCUGCUUGUAUUUAUAUAUCUACCAUUGUGUGUGGACACAGCAUCCUUGAAACUAAAGCACUGAAUGUUCAUUUGGAAACUAUUCCUAUCUUAUCUUUACAUGCUUUAGGGAGACUUUCUUUGCAGAGUAUAGAGGUGUAAUCAGGAAUUGAAGCCUCAUCACUACUGUCUUUGAAGGGUUUUCUUGGUUAUAAUCUGGACCUACUAUGACACACAUUUUCUUCUGGCUUGGCAGUACUGGUUUUGUCUUUGGAAGAUUAGCAAGGAUUUUAAUUCAACUUCAUAGAAAUAUGGCCUUAUUAAUGUACACUAUUCCUUUUAAUAAUUUAUUUGUUUGGUGACUUUAAAAUUGUUUGCUGGUUAAAUGCAUUCAAAUAAAGCUGUAAAUAUAUAACUUUUCAAUAAAGAAGCAAGACUCAUUA